CCGUUAUCAGAGACUUAUAUCGUCAUGGCCGAGGGUACCGGCGGCGACGGCCGGCGGAAGGACAGCGUGGUGCUCGUGGAACGCGACUCGAGCCUGUCAAAGAUUGACUCGGUGAGGAAGAGUUCUGCGAAGAGGCGAAUGUCCAUAGAGGCGCGCAUCUCGGAGAACAAGAUCAUAACCAUUGGCGACUACCACACGCCACUUCCCGAAGGCUGGUCCUACCGCGAGUCGACAAAUCACAAGGGAAAAUGGUACUACAUCUCUCCUGAAGGUCAGGCGCAGUGGAUACCACCGCUCGUGAAGACAGGCAAGUUGUACGAAUGGAAACUCCAUCUGUACAUCGAAUUCGGCCCGGGAAAGCUCGGCAUGAAUCUCAAGGCCGUCGACGCCCUUCCCGACACAUUAUGGACGCAAUUCCAGGUCGAGAUUCACACCCUUCGCAAACUCGGCAACGGCCACGCGUCGCCCGCGGAGCUGUACAACUGGAGCGUCAAACCCGAUCGUCGCAUCUACGCAGGGUUUCGCAUCGUCGAGAUCGCCGGCGCGUCCGUCGCGGGGUUCACGUACUCGGACGUGAUCGACAAGAUCAACAAGACGCCGCGGCCGGUGGUGAUCGGGUUCUGCGACUGCCAUCGCGGACUCGUGGGCGACCCCGACCAAGUGGACGACAUGGAUGACGACGAAGCCACCAAGUCCGUGUACCAGCAGCGCUUCAACACGAUCCAGUCCGACCACAUGAAGGCGAUGGUGCUCACGGAGCUGGACAAGGAGCUCUGGCUUGCGGACCUCAAGCGGCUCGCGGCGCUGGACGUGGAAUGUCGCGCCAAAUGCAAGCGACUGAGGCGCGAAAUGGCCCAAAUGAACGCGAAGAACGUCCAACUGGAGCAACUUCUCCAGCAACGCGUGGCGGAAAAGCGCAGGUGCAUCACGUUAGUCAGCAACUUGGACGUGCAACAGGGCCAAUCGAUCACGCACGUUGAAAUGCGUGGGCGUGAACUGGUCAAGAAACAACAAGCGUUGCGCAAGGCUAUUGCCGACACAAAGAAGGAGAAUGCUCGCCUUAUGGACCAGCAUGCCGCCGACACGAUCGCUCUGGACGCUCUAUAUGAGCAAUUGGACCGAGAUGACUGCAACAACGUGCUGUUGAUGACCAAAACGCAACUGUACGACGAAUAUGGGGUCAAACGCAGCCCUUUUACCCUGCAAGAUCUGCAUCUGCUGUGUUUUACACUGGAAGAAGCCGCGAUUGUGGAGGAGCAGGAGGUCCAGCGGGGGAUUUCAGAGGUGGCGCAGCUGCGGCGGCAUGUGGCGGCCAUGGAAACGGGCGGCGCAAGUCCAGCGAACGACGACGACAGUAGUAGUAGUACUAGUAGUAGUACGCGGGACCUGGAGAUGAAACUCGACUGGCUGCGAGACCAACUGCAAAAGACAGCGCAAACGAUCGCCAAAGCUGAGAAAAAGGGCAAAUCCAAAGCCGUGAAAGGCGGGUACCGUCGCCGCAAUCUGCUCAAGAUUGAGUACCAACUGGUGCAAGAUGAACUGCAGACCAAGCUGCAGCAUAUGGGGCCACAACCCACAUGUCCAGAAGAGCCGGCGCUGCUGGACCACCGCACAGACGAGAUGUAG
Molecule: messenger RNA, 1626 nt
Organism: Aphanomyces astaci
Lineage: Eukaryota; Oomycota; Saprolegniomycetes; Saprolegniales; Verrucalvaceae
Exons: 7
Coding region: 25-1626 (533 amino acids)
Molecular function (GO): protein binding
Source: RefSeq, a predicted model, not a curated record